Messenger RNA from Lynx canadensis (Canada lynx), 403 nucleotides. RefSeq names its product 40S ribosomal protein S27-like. Gene Ontology annotation, biological process: translation; ribosomal small subunit assembly. The record is from RefSeq and is a predicted model, not a curated record. Gene Ontology annotation, molecular function: RNA binding; structural constituent of ribosome. Gene Ontology annotation, cellular component: cytosolic small ribosomal subunit; ribosome. Lineage: Eukaryota; Metazoa; Chordata; Mammalia; Carnivora; Felidae.
AUGUUUUUCAUCGCCUUGGCUGGUCACCCGGGGUCAAAACAGAACAGAAACAAAUUGACCCCAUGCUGCAACAGGGAGACCCCUGUGGAGCUCCAGAGACAAGAAGAAGCCGCAUAUGCUGGGUCACAUUUUAAAGAACAUCCCCUCCCAAAGGACCUCCUCCACCCUCCCGGGGAAGAGGAGAAGAGGAAACACAGGAAGAAGCUUAUGGUGCAGAGCCCCAGCUCCUCCUUCAUGGACGCGAGGUACCCAGGAUACUCCAAAGCCACCACCAUCUUAAGCCGUGCCCAAAUGGUAGUUUUGUGUGUUGGCUUCUCCGCUGCCUGGCAACCUGCAGGAGAAAAAGCAAGGCUUGCAGAAGGAUGCUCCUUCAGAUGGAAGCAGCGUUAAAAGCACCCUGAAU